AUGGAUCCCAGUGUUCCACCACCUGCAGAUGCUGUCAAAAGCACCAAUGUCUCCCUGGAGGAUCAGACGCUGCUACUUCUGGCUCGGUUGAUGGAGGGAGGCCGGGAGGACGAGGACACUUGCAAAGACCUGAAUACUCUUACCAGACUGCUCACUGAGGACUCCUCGGAUGCUGCUAGAUCUUCUGAGCCACACAAGUCACUUUACAAGUUGUGUGAUGAAGAGUGCAUUGACACCAUCUUGGGUCACUUGGACAUGAGGCAUCCACCAACUGUCCGGGGCCACGCAACUCUGACUACCUCAGCAUACCUGAAAGCUGCUGGCGAAACAGGCAUCAAGACACUGUCGAGUUUCUUCACUACAAAAGUCAGCAAAGGCACUUAUGAUGACCUCAUCACUGCCUUCUCCGUGGCCGCUUGUCUAUUUCCUAUCGUUCCAGAUGUCAUCGCAGACCUGUUCUUGGGUGAGGGGUUUGUCGUUUCUCUUGGGCCUCUCAUGAUGAGAAAAUGGAGGAGCAGGAAAGUGGAGCAAGCUGCUUUAGAGAUGUUGAACGCUGCCUGUAUGAACACGCCCUCUCGGGAGGCGAUCAAGAAGUACUGUUCCGAGUGGCUGGACGAGAUCGUCAACAGUUCUCCUUCUGCUCCCGUCGACGUGUCUUCACCAGAAAGAAAAAAAUUUGUAGAAGACGGCUCCAUUCAGCAAAGAAUGCAUUCCGAAGAAGUCAGAAAUUUAGCAGCGGUUGUCCUGGCUAAGCUGCAGGCUGUUCCAUCGGCCCCGAGUGCUGGAGAAGAGGAGCGUAUACAGCCAGCGACCACCAGUAUCGAAGAACUCUCAGACAUGUUCAAGACUAUGCUAUCCACAACUAGCUCGCAGAACAGCUCAAUAGAAGGCUUGGCUUAUGCCUCCUUGCAACCAAAAGUUAAGGAAAGUCUGGCUUCGGAUCAACCUUUCCUGAAGACUUUGGUCAAGGCAUUGGGAGAAGCACCUGCCAAGUCACCUGCAACCUAUGGAGCUCUCACUAUCCUGGUCAAUCUGACAACUUAUCUGCCAGCGCUUUCGGAUGAACAGAAACGGAUGAGCCAGCUCAAAGCAUACGCCAACGCCACAAAAUCGACAACGUCAGAAGAUCCUAUUAACGACGACGAUCACGUUUCAAAACGCUGUAAAGCUGUGUUUGACGCUGGGGUUAUUCCAGUUCUAGUCACUCACAGCCAGCAUGGAUCGGCUGCAUCCUUGAUGCUCGUCGUCUCGAUAGUCAACUCGCUCUCCAAAAACACUAAGAUCAGAGGGCAGAUGGCACAGCAAGGAGCCGUGAAGCUUCUCCUACACGCAUACUCAGUCUUCCCAGCCGACAACAUCCCAGCACGCCGCACCACAGCCCACGCACUGGCCCGCAUUCUCAUAUCCACGAACCCUCAGCACGUCUUCGGGGGCUCCAACCCAUUAUCAGUGACAUCCGCCGUCCGACCACUCCUGCUUAUACUCGGCGACGACCCCUCAGUCGAACACCGAGAUCUUCUCCCCGUCUUCGAAUCCCUCCUCGCGCUCACCAAUCUCGCCUCAACCGACGACACAGCCCGGAACCCUAUAGUCCGCAUCGCAUUCCCACAGAUCGAGGAGCUUCUGCUCUCAAACAAUAAAAUGGUAACCCGCGCAACAGUCGAGCUAAUGUGUAACUUGAUGCAAGCUCCAGAAGGGGUUGCCAAAUUCGCAGAUGGAGGAAAGCAGGCUAGUCAACGCAUGCACAUCCUACUCGCCUUGACUGACGCCGAGGAUUUCGAGACGAGGAGAGCGGCUGGUGGUGCGAUUGCCAGUCUUACCGAGUGGGACACUGCCGUCAAUGUCAUCUUGGAGAGGGAUAGGGGCGUGCCGCUCCUGCUUGGGCUGUGCAAAGAGGAUCAGGAGGAGCUGCGGCAUCGGGGUGUGGUGUGCGUUCUGAACAUCAUGACGGCGCCUGGGAAGGUUGGCGAGUGGGGAGUCAAGAAGGUUAAGGAAGCUGGAGGCGUUGAUGCAUUGAAGGAGUGUCUGAAGAAAUCACGGAGCCAGGAGGUUUUAGAGAUUACCGUCAAGGCGUUGAAGAAGCUGCUGUCGGAUGAGAAAGCCGGCUCCGCGCUCCUUGCGGCGUAG
Messenger RNA from Drepanopeziza brunnea f. sp. 'multigermtubi' MB_m1, 2127 nucleotides. RefSeq lists its product as uncharacterized. NCBI's taxonomy places the organism in Eukaryota, Fungi, Ascomycota, Leotiomycetes, Helotiales, Drepanopezizaceae. Gene Ontology annotation, molecular function: Hsp90 protein binding. Gene Ontology annotation, cellular component: cytoplasm. The record is from RefSeq and is a predicted model, not a curated record.